Haliotis rufescens (red abalone) is the source of this 2695-nucleotide messenger RNA. Its product is annotated as coadhesin-like. Lineage: Eukaryota; Metazoa; Mollusca; Gastropoda; Lepetellida; Haliotidae. The record is from RefSeq and is a predicted model, not a curated record. The transcript is spliced from 12 exons. Bases 55 to 2076 code for a protein of 673 amino acids.
UUGCCAUGUUCCCUCCGUCUGAAAUGGUGGAAGUAGCCAAUACUCUGCGUUGAGAUGGUGCCAUUGGAACAUGUAACGUUUUGGAUUUUGUGUGCGUUAGUUCAGAUUUCGUCAGCGCAAGUUUCAGUUGACGGAGGUCUGUCGGAAUGGUCGGAAUGGACAAUGUGGUCUUGCCCAGUGACAUGUGGACAGUCUCUCACAAAUGUGACCAGAACACGAGAUUGCACAAACCCUGUUCCCAAGAAUGGAGGUUUAGAUUGCGAAGGAAAACGGGUUGAAAUCGAGCCUAGAACCUGCAAUGCCAACAUAUCAUGUCCAAUUGACGGCGGCUUCAGUUCAUGGAGUCCGUGGAACAUGGCGCCAUGUUCUGUAACCUGUGGAGUUAAUGCCACAAGAUUCAGUACCCGCAGGAGAAACUGCAACAGCCCUACUCCUCAGGACGGUGGAACUAAUUGUACAGGACCCCAUGAGGAAAAUGUGACUAGAACCUGUGGUCUUGGUAACUGUCAAGUUGACGGCGGCUUCAGUUCAUGGAGUCCGUGGAACAUGGCGCCAUGUUCUGUAACCUGUGGAGUUAAUGCCACAAGAUUCAGUACCCGCAGGAGAAACUGCAACAGCCCUACUCCUCAGGACGGUGGAACUAAUUGUACAGGACCCCAUGAGGAAAAUGUGACUAGAAACUGUGGUCUUGGUAACUGUAAAGUUGACGGCGGCUUCAGUUCAUGGAGUCCGUGGAACAUGGCGCCAUGUUCUGUAACCUGUGGAGUUAAUGCCACAAGAUUCAGUACCCGCAGGAGAAACUGCAACAGCCCUACUCCUCAGGACGGUGGAACUAAUUGUACAGGACCCCAUGAGGAAAAUGUGACUAGAACCUGUGGUCUUGGUAACUGUCAAGUUGACGGCGGCUUCAGUUCAUGGAGUCCGUGGAACAUGGCGCCAUGUUCUGUAACCUGUGGAGUUAAUGCCACAAGAUUCAGUACCCGCAGGAGAAACUGCAACAGCCCUACUCCUCAGGACGGUGGAACUAAUUGUACAGGACCCCAUGAGGAAAAUGUGACUAGAAACUGUGGUCUUGGUAACUGUAAAGUUGACGGCGGCUUCAGUUCAUGGAGUCCGUGGAACAUGGCGCCAUGUUCUGUAACCUGUGGAGUUAAUGCCACAAGAUUCAGUACCCGCAGGAGAAACUGCAACAGCCCUACUCCUCAGGACGGUGGAACUAAUUGUACAGGACCCCAUGAGGAAAAUGUGACUAGAACCUGUGGUCUUGGUAACUGUCAAGUUGACGGCGGCUUCAGUUCAUGGAGUCCGUGGAACAUGGCGCCAUGUUCUGUAACCUGUGGAGUUAAUGCCACAAGAUUCAGUACCCGCAGGAGAAACUGCAACAGCCCUACUCCUCAGGACGGUGGAACUAAUUGUACAGGACCCCAUGAGGAAAAUGUGACUAGAAACUGUGGUCUUGGUAACUGUCAAGUUGACGGCGGCUUCAGUUCAUGGAGUCCGUGGAACAUGGCGCCAUGUUCUGUAACCUGUGGAGUUAAUGCCACAAGAUUCAGUACCCGCAGGAGAAACUGCAACAGUCCUACUCCUCAGGACGGUGGAACUAAUUGUACAGGACCCCAUGAGGAAAAUGUGACUAGAACCUGUGGUCAUGGUAACUGUAAAGUUGAUGGUGGCCUGUCAUCAUGGACCGAGUGGAGCAGCCCUGCCUGCACCGAGUCCUGUGGACUUGCAGCAACCUCAGUGGUGGGCAGGAAUAGAUACUGCAAUAAUCCAGAGCCUGAGGGUGGAGGGCAGGAUUGUAAUGGGCCACGCAAUGAAUCUCAACUUAGAGGUUGUGUCCUACCGGCUUGUCCAAAACCACCGGUAGAUGCCCGUAUCAUGGCUGGCGUGGUCAUUGGUGUGGGACUGGUCCUUAUCUUCAUAGCUGUUGCCAUGACCUGUAAUUUCUUCCUUCACAAGGAGAGAUCACCACCCGGACCAGCGUGUGAAGACAACUUUCGCAGAAGCGAGUUCCAUGAAUAUAACAGAAUGAAGACAGGCUUCCUGGAUAACAAGCACACCCUCUCGUACAUAUAGUAUAGAACACAAAUUUCACACUGACAGAAUCAUCUUCUGAAUGGAUUGAUAGACGUUGCGGACCGAACGUGAACGUCCACAGGGCCCUCUGUAAUCGGGCACAUAGUUGAAAUAUUUUGAUGAUCAUGGACUAAUUGUGCAUUGACAUUGGUUAUACAAGCUUUUUUUGUUUUGCUUGUUGUUUAUGAAUUUGAACGACCUCUUAACUACAAACAAUGAAAUGAUAAUGGAAUGGUAGAUAUCAGUUUACUGUAGUAGAGCAUGACGUUUAUGUUAUUGUGGUUGACAUACAACUCUGUGAAGACUUCAUAGAGCGUCAUACAACUCCUGUUUGGAAGUUGUUUGAUCAAGGUUACAACAUUCAAGGCCUCAGUAAAGCUUUCAAAAGGUUUAAGGCAGACAUAUGAAGGAUAUUUUCAAAUUUAACGCAUCAGUUACAAAAUUAAUGUCCGAUGCAAGUCCCAACUUUGAAUUGUCCCAUAUGGUCUAUAUUAUUUUUUAGGUGAAUAAUUAACUUGGAUUUGCAUGUGUUUGUGACGGGUGCCAUCGGUUGGGCAAGAUAUAGAGGAUUAACCACUGUGUUCGGUUGUUACCGAAAAAUCUACACACGAGUGAUUAA